Molecule: messenger RNA, 3648 nt
Organism: Myripristis murdjan (pinecone soldierfish)
Lineage: Eukaryota; Metazoa; Chordata; Actinopteri; Holocentriformes; Holocentridae
Gene: casp7
Product: caspase 7, apoptosis-related cysteine peptidase
Exons: 7
Coding region: 102-1025 (307 amino acids)
Biological process (GO): proteolysis; apoptotic process; execution phase of apoptosis
Cellular component (GO): cytoplasm
Molecular function (GO): cysteine-type endopeptidase activity
Source: RefSeq, a predicted model, not a curated record
UCUAAGAAACAGAUUGAGCGGUGAACUCUCAACUCUACGGGAAAAUAACUUUUUGCGCAUUAAGCUUUAGGUAAAGUCGCAUACAACACGUACACCAAAAUAUGUCCGGAGACAGAGCAGAGGCUGUCGAGGUGGAGGGGAGCCUGGGAGACAGCACAGAUGCCAAGCCUGACCGCAAAGGGAGGUUUCUGCUCUUUGGCAGUAAGAAGAAUAAGGAUGGCCAGACGCGGGAGCAGGACUACUCUUCUGAAAGCCAUUACAGAAUUGUUUCACCAACAUUCCAGUAUAAGAUGAGCCACCAGCGAGUGGGCAAGUGCAUCAUCAUCAACAACAAAAACUUUGACGAAAAGACAGGGAUGAAUGUACGCAAUGGCACGGAUCGAGACGCAGGUGAGCUGUUCAAGUGCUUCAAGAGCCUGGGCUUCGAUGUCUGCAUCUACAAUGACCAGACGUGUGAGAAGAUGGAGCGUCUUCUCAAAGAGGCCUCGGAGGAAGACCAUAGUGACAGCUCCUGUUUCGCCUGUAUCCUGCUAAGCCACGGUGAGGAGGGCAUGAUCUACGGCACAGACGGAGCCAUGCCCAUCAAGACCAUGACCUCGCUGUUUAGGGGUGACAUGUGCAAAAGCUUAGUCGGCAAACCCAAACUCUUCUUCAUCCAGGCUUGUCGGGGUUCAGAGUUUGAUGAUGGUAUACAGACAGAUUCAGGUCCUCCAAACGAUACCCUGGAGACAGAUGCUAAUCCAAGGCAUAAGAUUCCUGUAGAGGCCGAUUUCCUCUUUGCCUAUUCAACUGUGCCAGGGUACUACUCAUGGAGGAACCCUGGGCGCGGCUCCUGGUUUGUCCAGGCACUCUGCAACGUCCUCAAUGAGUUUGGCAAGCAGCUGGAGAUCAUGCAGAUUCUGACUCGGGUCAACUACAUGGUGGCCACCAGCUUUGAGUCCUGGUCUGAAGACCCUCGCUUCAGUGAGAAGAAGCAGAUUCCCUGCGUGGUCUCUAUGCUGACGAAAGAACUGUAUUUCAACUGACUGCCAGUCUAACGGACACAGACUGACUGUCUGACCACCAGACUGACUGAUUGACUGACUGACUAGACUGACUUGACUGACUGUUUCAGGUAUUGACUAAGUGGUCAAAACAUUCAGGGAUGAUCCUGGCCCAGCGGGACACUGCACAUUUUGGGCAUGUAUGCCAUUUUGCAUGUUUUGCUGGGCCCAAAACAAGCUUUCCAUGGGAAAGAAGUAUUUACAGUGGCACUCCGCGUUCAUGUGUUGAUGGUGAUACUUGCCUCUUCUUCAGGUUAUUCUUCAGAAUAAUGACGUCACAUUUGAUCUGAUCUUUGUCGACAGGCAUUGUGAAAUAUCCAUGUAGUUCUACCAACCCGGAAAAUUUGCUGCCAUUUUUUGUGGGUUCGGGGAAUCAUAUCUGAAUAUGCGCUUCUCCAUUUUCCAGCAUUUGCAAUGGCUUUGAUACGAGUCAUAGUGUACAUAGUGGACAGGAUUCUACAAGCUUAUUUGCAUGUUAUUGCAUGGAAUUGACUCCUGACUUAUUGAAAUUAUUACAUUUUGUUCCCCCUCUCCAGAAACAAAACCAAAACUAGUCCAGUAACAAUAGAUUUCUACAUUGCACUUUGCCUUAGAUAUUAUGUGCACAAUAUUCUGUCACUUGCACUAAGUAAAAUCAAUUGGACACUAGGUGGCAGUUUAAUGUCAUAGGAGCCUUUGUUAAUGAAUCCUGUCCUACCUUGAUAUGUUGAACUUGAUUUUGCAGCCUGUACUAAUGGCUCUUUUGAGAUGCACUAGUCAAUGUAAAGCACUUUCCUUUGGAAAACUGAAUAGAAAAUGUUGACCAACGCUGUUAGGUGCAAUGUAAGAAAUGAAAAAGCAGCUGGAAAAUGGACCAGAUCAUUUUCAGCUAUCCGUGUUGUAACAUUUUUCAAUUGUCAGUGGUAAAAAAGAAAAAAAAAGUGCCAAAACACGUCACAGUGCUCAUGCCAUAAGCUCAAUGUCUCAUCUCUCCUAGCAGGUUAUGCUAUGUUAGUUAGUAGCUGCAUGCUGGCAUACUCAUGUUCCUUAAUGUGUCCUAUUAAUGGAUACAUGUAAUUUUACACAACUUAUUUAAUGGCUAGGAAGAUGUGAUCAUCUGCUAUCUAAUGAAGAGUUACAUGAGACUUUGGGUCAAGGGCAUAGUACAUAGUCCACCCCCAUAACAGCAACAAACAUUUGAGAUUUUGCCAGUUUUUUAAAGGCACUUACAUUAAUUCAAGAUGCUGAAGACUUCAAGGCUGGCAAUGAAAACUUGCUUGUUGUUCAAGCUCAAACAAGUGAAGUUAGUGUAUUUGCAUAUGAUCAAAAUGAUGCACUUGUCCUCUUCUUAUUGGUCAAGGUCCAGCAAACCAUCGUAUGAAUUUCCCUUGAUGAAAUUUAGACAUGCCUCUUUACUUUCCUCUGUACACCGCAUACCAAAGAAAUAUGCCUCAGAUGGAGGACUUCAAAUGUCUAAAUCGUCAUAAUUUGGGGAAAUAUCAUAUGAUGGACAAACUGGAUUCUGGCCCAAAGCACAAAUGCCCACAUCGUUUCACUGUAUAUCAGUGUGGUAAAUUGUCAGUCAUAACAUUACUACAGUAAAAGCUACCUAGCAAUGUCUUCAUAUUUCUUAUUGCCAUACCGAAAACUAGCUUUGCAUUGAUUUAGAAUGAUGUUAAAACAAAGAUUCAUAUAACAAAAAAGAUAUUUUUUAAAAAAAGAUCCAAAAAAAGUUUUGACUUAUAAUUUGCUUUAAUAUAUUCCUUUUAAGCAUAUUGUGCUUAUUGCUGAACACUAUUUAAAACAAAUACUGAAAAUAUUCCAAGGAAAUGAAAACAUUUUAGUGAAUGAAUUAAUUAUUGUCAUUGUGUUAUGUGAUAAAAUCCAAAAAAAGAUUAUUUUAAUGAUAGACAUUUGCUGGGGGUUAUUAUAACGUACACAAAGUUUAUAUCUGCAAAUACACCUUGUUUUUGUCAAAAAGUUAGAACUUUUCUGUCUGUCAAUCACAGAGGCAGCUAUUACUGGUGGUGACAAGUCUGACCAUUCACAAUCCACAUGUCCACAAUGCAUGCUCUCAUUGUUGCUGCAAAGUUUUUGCAUUAUUCACAUGAUUGCAUGUGUCAGUAACUUUGGGAAAAAGUUCAGCAAUGGCUUGAAUUUCUUUUGAUAUUUUCCUUUUUUCGGUCUUUGUAUUUUUUCAUCAGUCAUUUUUUAAAAAAUUUAACACUAUUACACAAUAUUUCUAGGUGCCAGAACCGUGAUCAGUACUCUGGCUUAUGGUAGACACUUUACCCAUUACACACAUACUGUACCUGUCCAAUGCAGACACAAUUCUUGAAUCCUCUCGACACAUGGAUCUCUGAUCAGUGAUGUGGUGCCCAAACUGUGCUGAAAGGAGUGUUUGCUCCACUUGUUUUGGAAUGGAAUUGAAGGGGGAAAAAUAUUUUUAGGGGUAAAUUUUUAAAUGCUUUCCAGUGUUUCCAAUGCUAUUGUCCUCAGGAAUAUUUUUGAAAAGAUUUGGAUAAAUGAAUGGAUGGAUUAAUAAGAAAGAGUAUAAUCUGGCCCCAUUUUUAAUUUGGGGCAAUACAUUGUUUAAAUUACUUCAAAUCAGAGGAAUGCUUAUGUA